Molecule: messenger RNA, 1362 nt
Organism: Triticum turgidum subsp. durum (durum wheat)
Lineage: Eukaryota; Viridiplantae; Streptophyta; Magnoliopsida; Poales; Poaceae
Source: the annotation of a GenBank genome assembly
AUGGUCCACCAGGACGAAGGCUCCUCCUCGUCGGUCACGUCCUCCCCGCUGCAGAACUUCUCAAACAUGCCGCUCCACCCGCACCCGGGAGCCGGCGCCGCGGGCGCCGGCGCCACGCCGCCCUGGAUGCUUCGGGAGCUCCGCUCCGACGAGCGCGGCCUCUGCCUCAUCCACCUCCUGCUCAACUGCGCCGCCGCGGCGUCGUCCGGCCGGCUCGACGCCGCCAACGCCGCGCUCGAGCACAUCGCCACGCUCGCCGCGCCCGACGGCGACGCCAUGCAGCGCGUCGCGGCCGCCUUCGCGGAGGCGCUGGCCCGGCGCGCGCUCCGUGCGUGGCCCGGGCUGUGCCGGGCGCUGCUCCUGCCCCGCGCGGGCCCCACGCCGGCCGAGGUCGCCGUCGCGCGCAGGCACUUCUUCGACCUCUGCCCCUUCCUCCGCCUCGCCGGCGCAGCGGCCAACCAGGCGAUCCUCGAGGCCAUGGAGUCGGAGAAGAUCGUGCACGUCAUCGACCUCGGCGGCGCCGACGCCACGCAGUGGCUCGAGCUGCUCCACCUCCUCGCCGCGCGUCCCGAGGGCCCGCCGCACUUCCGCCUCACCGCCGUGCACGAGCACAAGGACCUGCUCUCGCGGACGGCCAUGGCGCUCACCAAGGAGGCGGAGCGGCUGGACGUGCCGUUCCAGUUCAACCCCGUGGUGUCCCGCCUGGACGCGCUGGACGUGGAGUCCCUCCGCGUGAAGACCGGCGAGGCGCUGGCCAUCAGCUCCAGCCUGCAGCUCCACCGCCUGCUCGCCACCGACGACGACACCCCCGCCGCCCCGACCGCCGACAAGGAGCGGCGCAGGAAGAGCAGCCCGGACUCCUCCGGGCUGCUGUCCCCGUCCACCUCGCGGGCGGACGCGUUCCUGGGCGCGCUGUGGGGGCUGUCGCCCAAGGUGAUGGUGGUGGCGGAGCAGGAGGCGAGCCACAACACGCCGGGGCUGACGGAGCGGUUCGUGGAGGCGCUCAACUACUACGCGGCGCUGUUCGACUGCCUGGAGGUGGGCGCGGCGCGCGGGUCGGUGGAGCGCGCGCGCGUCGAGCGGUGGCUCCUGGGCGAGGAGAUCAAGAACAUCGUGGCCUGCGACGGCGCGGAGCGCCGCGAGCGGCACGAGCGGCUGGACCGGUGGGCGGCGCGCAUGGAGGGCGCCGGCUUCGGCCGCGUGCCCCUCAGCUACUACGCGCUGCUGCAGGCCCGGCGGGCGGCGCAGGGGCUGGGGUGCGACGGCUUCAAGGUACGCGAGGAGAAGGGCACCUUCUUCCUGUGCUGGCAGGAGCGCGCCCUCUUCUCCGUCUCCGCCUGGCGCGGCCGCCGCUUCGACUGA